This is a messenger RNA of Mollisia scopiformis, 983 nucleotides long. RefSeq names its product alkaline phytoceramidase. The record is from RefSeq and is a predicted model, not a curated record. NCBI's taxonomy places the organism in Eukaryota, Fungi, Ascomycota, Leotiomycetes, Helotiales, Mollisiaceae. Gene Ontology annotation, biological process: ceramide biosynthetic process; ceramide catabolic process. The transcript has 2 exons. Bases 168 to 869 code for a protein of 233 amino acids. Gene Ontology annotation, cellular component: endoplasmic reticulum membrane.
CCUUUAUCCUUCUGGAUUUUGCUUGUGAAUAUACAACUGCUCAGACCACAGUACUAUUUGCAACAUGGCUGACCAAAAUGAGCACUUCGCACAGUCUGAUACUUGGGACCAUCUGAGCAAUACCGCGAAGUGAGUCAAGAGCGAUUGAGGGAUUUUGUAUGGGCUAAAUGAUCUCCCUAAGUUUUUGCGAAGAAGACUAUGCUGUCACCCAGUACAUUGCCGAGUUCAUCAACACACUCAGCAACAUAGCUUACAUUUACUGUGCCUUGUACUAUCCUUCCGGCACAAAGAGCCGUAGAAAACUGGACUCCAUGUCCAUGGCCCUCAUUAUGGUCGGGAUCACAUCCACCUUGUAUCACGCAACACUACGGCAUUCCAUGAUGCUCGGUGAUGACUUUUCAAUGUGGCUCAUCGUCGCAUGUAUUUUGCGGCCUCUGUACUGCCGCGGCCAGUCUCCUGCUGUGGCUUCUUUCAUCACCGCAGUUAUUGCACUAGCAUGUUGCGUCAUGACAAUAAUCUACUUGCAUUCCGGAAGUAUCUUGAUUCACACAGGCUUCUUUGCGUUUUUACUACAACUGAUUUGGCCUCGGACUUUGUUUCUAAUUUACGGUGCGGGAAAUCGAUCGCAGAUGGAAAAGAAGAAACUACUUCGACGCUUUUUGAAAGCCGCGGUAACAUUGAUAGUGGCAUUUGCGGCUUGGGAUAUUGACCUGGAAAGAUGCCCACAGUUGAGAGAGAUUCGAAAAAGUAUUGGUCUCCCGUGCGCUUGGGCUUUGGAGUUGCAUGGUUGGUGGCAUGUUUUGACUGCUGUUGGAGCUGCAGAGUACAUUACCCUAGUGAGGAUAUUGUGUGACCAGUCUUUUAGAUAGUAAAUUACACGAGGUCGGGAUGAGAGAAUGUGCGGAAAGUCCGAGCUUGAUAUCGGAAGUGAGGGCUGAAGUAUUGCUCUCUAAGCAAAAUAGAAAAGGUUGAACUGAUGCGUG